Messenger RNA from Cololabis saira (Pacific saury), 4535 nucleotides. RefSeq names its product protein kinase, cAMP-dependent, catalytic, alpha, genome duplicate a (gene prkacaa). The record is from RefSeq and is a predicted model, not a curated record. The coding region runs from base 452 to 1507 and encodes 351 amino acids. Gene Ontology annotation, cellular component: nucleus; cAMP-dependent protein kinase complex. The transcript is spliced from 10 exons. Gene Ontology annotation, biological process: peptidyl-serine phosphorylation. Lineage: Eukaryota; Metazoa; Chordata; Actinopteri; Beloniformes; Belonidae. Gene Ontology annotation, molecular function: cAMP-dependent protein kinase activity; protein kinase A regulatory subunit binding; ATP binding.
UUGGAGUUUCCCUUGCGGUGUGAAGAUUAAUGGAAGGACUCUGUUGAUCUGAAGAAUCGCCUGUCAGGUGGUCGCUCCCCGGAAACCAUUGCAGUUGACGUCUGAAUUUAAGACACAAAUGGGGGGAAAUCAAUCCCUGUGAUCGGGAGUCGGGCUGGGUUGCAGAUUUUGUAGUUAUCCAGGUCCCCAGAUAACUGACGAGGCCCCGUCUUGCACAGAUAGCACCGGGCCGGGACUGUAGCUUUCGACGGUCUGUGUCUGAACUGGAGCUCUAAAGGGGGGGGCAAGGGGGGCACAACCUUCUGCGGAAAUAGAGGACAACUGCAUUUCCAACACUGGGAUUUGUACAUGUGCAGGGCUGAUAUAUCUGCUCGCCUUUUCCUCGCUAGCCUCGCUGAGCUAAAGCGUCGCUAAUAGUUGUAGACUUGGAAAACACUUGCAGCCUGCCAUCAUGGGCAACACGCCCACCGCCAAGAAGGGCAACGAGAUGGAGAGUGUGAAGGAGUUUCUCGCCAAAGCCAAAGAAGAUUUCCUGAAAAAAUGGGAGAAUCCAGCACAGCAAACUGCAGCAUUGGACCAUUUUGAGCGUUUGAAGACAUUAGGCACUGGUUCAUUUGGCCGAGUCAUGUUGGUUAAACACAAAGAGACGGGCCAGCAUUUUGCUAUGAAAAUACUUGACAAACAGAAGGUGGUGAAGCUGAAGCAGAUAGAGCACACACUGAACGAGAAACGUAUCCUGCAAGCUGUCAGCUUCCCCUUCCUGGUGCGGCUGGAGCACUCUUUUAAGGAUUAUAGUAAUCUGUACAUGGUGAUGGAGUAUGUGCCUGGAGGUGAAAUGUUCUCACACUUAAGGAGGAUCGGCAGAUUCAGUGAACCACACGCCCGCUUCUACGCAGCCCAGAUUGUACUGACCUUUGAAUAUCUACACUCACUGGAUCUCAUCUACCGAGAUCUAAAGCCAGAGAACUUGCUCAUCGACCAGCAGGGUUACAUACAGGUAACGGAUUUUGGAUUUGCGAAAAAGGUGAAAGGCCGGACCUGGACGCUUUGCGGGACUCCAGAGUACCUGGCGCCGGAGAUCAUCCUCAGUAAAGGCUACAAUAAAGCCGUGGACUGGUGGGCUUUGGGUGUUCUGAUAUACGAGAUGGCUGCCGGCUAUCCUCCUUUCUUUGCAGACCAGCCCAUUCAGAUUUAUGAAAAGAUUGUGUCGGGGAAGGUUCGCUUCCCAUCCCACUUCAGCUCAGACUUGAAGGACCUCUUGAGAAAUUUGCUGCAGGUGGACCUGACAAAGCGCUUUGGCAAUCUCAGGAAUGGAGUCAAUGAUAUCAAGGGUCAUAAAUGGUUCGCCACCACCGACUGGAUCGCCAUCUACCAGAGGAAGGUGGAAGCUCCCUUCAUCCCCAAGUGCAAAGGCCCCGGCGACACAAGCAACUUUGACGACUACGAGGAAGAGGAAAUCAGAGUCUCCUUCACAGAGAAGUGUGCAAAGGAGUUUUCAGAAUUCUAGAUGCUAAUCAUGACAGGUGGAAAGCGAGCGAGAGAGAGAAAGAAAGAGAUAGAGAGGAAAAACAGAGAUUUAGAAAAAUAAAAGGGGAUCUGAAAAACAGGAAGCACUAGAAUGGACUGACAACUUACUUAUUUGCGAUGUAAAAUCCCCAAAAAUGGAAAGGUAGGCAAAGUGAAGAAAGAUCUACAGAACCAGCAGUGUUGCCUUUUUCUGAUCGUUUUCUCAAAUGUUACCUAUUCAUUUUUGUUUUUGAUUCUUUUUUUAAUCCCUCCUUUGUUUGUGACAGGGGCCUCAGCAAAAACGAGCAUAGGUUGCGGCUGUUCAGCUAGACUUGAAUGUUUCUGAAGGCAUAAUGACACAUUUUUUCAGUCAUUUGAAAGUUGAGUCAUUGAUUUUGUUGUUUUUUUUUCUGCGAAGGUACUAAAUCUGUUUGGCUCCCUUUUUUUUUUUUUUUUGAAUGGACUUUGCUCUACAAGCCUCCGUAGCGAUUUGUAGAGAGAUUGUUGUCUCCUGUCAGCCUGGUUGCCCCUCCAUCUCUCCAUCCUGAAUCUGUCCAAGCAAUACCAAGUCCAACAGAUGUGCCUAUCAUAAUGCCAACUGGUUGGAAAACUGUGUCAAAAAGCGUCGGUGCAGAGUUUUGGCUCUAAUGGCAUCGGCCUCCUGUGGCCCUUUGGUUGAAAGCUCGAACGCCGUUUGCACCUGCCUUUCUCUGCUCAAUGUGGCAUGAUUAUUGGGUAGAUGAUGCAUUCAACUGCUCGAGUCUGAAGCAGGGGUGACCUCUUGAUCAAAAUGAAAAUUAUUUAUCACAGUAAACUUCAUCAAGGUCCUACUCCUCUGGGGACCCGCGGGAAGUACAUGUGAGCUCUGCAUUUAAGUCUGUCUUUCUCUUAGCUGAAUUUAUUAGAGCAUUUUAAAACAAAAAUUCUAUUGGUGAUCAUUUUGUCCUUUUUAUGUCAGUCUCUGUGCUUGUGUGUUAUUUAGUGCUCAAGGGUGGGUUAAGAAGCUGCGCUUAAGCAGCUGCUAACAUUGUGGUCACACUCCUUACUAUUGUUUAUUUAAUUCAUAGUACAUUUAUACGUGUAUAUUGAUAUAUAAGAUAGAGAACAUGAAUUAUCCAUCUUUUUCAUCAUUGUCUCAUAGCUGUGAAACUGAAUUAAUGUUUCAUAAAUAAAUGAAUAUAUAAAUUCUGCCAAAAUUUGCAGACUGAAAACAUUGCAGUUGUCUGUACGUAAUUAUGACGGUGGUGGAUUUUUAAUACACAAACAGUAGCAAAAUGUUUCAACAACAUGUGCAUGUUAUUUUUGUACUAUAUCACUUUUAAAGACAGAUGGCAGAGCGCUGUGCUUUAUCUGAGCUGAGGUACCAGAGGUUAUGGGUGAGAUGUUUAAAGUUGAAACGGGCGCUCGAUGCUCUAUCGCAGAUGGAACAAGACCCGGCUUUGUUUUUCUUGACUUUGUUAAUUAUUCGCGUGUAGAGCAAAGAUUUACGGAUAAUUGUCACUGAACUUGAUCUUCUCACCUCUACAGUGUUUUUUCUUCUCCCUCUUCUUUUAAUUUUUUUUCUUUUCUUUUAAUUAAUUCUCCUUAAUUGUAAUGCCAACACACGGAUUUGCAGUCCAAACCGAUUUUGGAAGUGUUUGCUUUCCAUUUUUCCAGCUUUCUAUGUAACAAAUUAAAGUAAGGAAGCUUUUCUUAAGCGGUCCUCUAUUUGCAAAGUUUAUUUCUGUGGAUGCAAGACAAUCGCAGACCAAAUCUUAUUGCUGGUUUGUUGACUGAACAUAUUGCUUUGGUUUGAAGAGUGUAGGCUUUCACCCACUGACCCUAAAAUGACCCUAGGUGCUAGACUUUGUCCAUCUCACUGAAAGGCUUCUGUGAAUUGUUUGAUGUGCUUCAGUCUAUUUGUCAAAGUCUUGUAACAUGACAUUUUUAGAAUGUUUUUCUUUUCUUUUGACUAAAUGAUUUCAGUAGGCCUGAAAGUUACUACUUUUGGCAGUGUCUUAACGUAGUCACGAUCAAACGGCGGAUACUUUUUUGAAUGUCUUGAAAUGCAGAUGUUUCGAUGCAGUUUGGAAACACGAUGUAUAUUUGUUAUUAUACAUGUUUCUUUGGUGAGCUUGGUUUUUCUUGCAUGUGGUAAAGCAGGCCAAUGGCGGGAUUUCCCCUUAUCCUGAGACGUCUUUUGAAAGAAGAAAAAAAAAAUUGUUUCCAGAGCUGACAGCCUCAUUACUAAUUUAACCAGUGAUUUUUUUUAAAUUUUUCUUUGUUUUUUUUAUUUUUUUUAGUUUGACCAUCACACUAAACAGCGCAGUGGAUCACAAAUCCACUUGUCCAGUUAAUUAAAAAUAGUAAAGCACAUGCCACACCUUUUCAAAUCACCUAUUUAAUGAAUAUAUGCUGAUUCUUUAAAACUUUUGAAAUUUAAUACUUUGAAGAGUGCAUAUGUAAUUUAUCUUUGCCUUUUUUUCGUGUCCUUUGAAAAAAGAAUAAAUCAGUUUAUAGUUAGACGACAUCUCCACUUGAUCUGCUUCAAACACUGAAACCCCUACUCUGGUUUUUGUUUCUAUUUUUUUCUUCCAUGCAGAACUUUAUGCCCGUUGUCUUUUUUUUAAUUAUAUUCUGCCAGCAUUACACUAUCAGCUGCUCUGCUAAAUUAUUUUUGUCUCCUGUUUGCCUUCUACUUUCAUCAAGUUUCCAUACAAUUUCUUCAGACAUAACACUUUUUACAUCUGAGAUGUUUUGCGUUCAUAUUUUCUAAUUGUAUUUUCAAAAAAAAAAAGGAGAAAAAAAAAAGCAAAAACAGAACAUUAAUCUUUUUUUCCUCAUGACCUGGGUACAGUGCUUGUGUAGUCUAUUGUACCUUUUGGGAAACAAUACUGUAUAUCCUUGCCUUUGACAGUCUUAACUAUCUUACCCUCUGGAGAACUUGACAGAUACCCUUAGAACACAAUGAGUAUGUUACAAAAAAAUAUAAACAAAGUAAUAUUUUGCAAAAUGUAUCAUUCCAAUAAAGUUUUACUUGUUAAGACUAA